CCGUUCCGCUACGUCAGGUUGUCCCGUCCGCUCGGUAAAGAUGUCUGCGACGGGUGCAGGCGGCUGUGGACCCGGACCCGGACCCACUUCGGGUGCCGCAUCCGGGGCCUCCAACCCCCGAAAGUUUAGUGAGAAAAUAGCGCUGCACACUCAGCGGCAGGCCGAGGAGACGGCCGCGUUUCAGGAGGUUAUGAUGGACAUCACUUCCACCAGGCUCCAGGCCCAGAAGGUGCGUCUGGCUCGGACCCAGGGCCCAUAUUAUGGAGGCUCUCUACCCAAUGUCAACCAGAUUGGCAGAAACCCACAGGACUUCCAGGGCUCCUUUUCAUCCAACCUGGAGUCCAGUCGGUCCACUCGGCACCACGGCCUGGUGGAGAGGGUCCAGAGAGACCGGCGCUUCAUCUCCCCAGUCCGCCCUUACCGGAACAGACAAGUCGACAGCUCUCCAUAUAACUCCGCCUACCUGUCUCCGCCCCCUGACCACAACUGGAGAAGGAAUUGGUCUGGAAACUUCCCCGGGGAUAAAAGCCAGUUGUUUCGUCACCCCACCACUGCACUUAACAGGACCAACUCUGACUCUGCCCUCCACACCAGUGUGAUGAACCCUCCCGCAGGUGACCCCUUCACCACAGGGGGACACGUGCUCAAUUCACAGGCCGCCAGGCGUACUGUUGAGUCCAGAAUCAGCGCCUCUCUGGGCUCAGGUCAGACUGAGGGAGAGGGCAGAAGAAUGUUUCCAUACCCAGUGCCCCCCAUUGAGGAAAAUGUCUUGGAUGAAGGCAGACUCCUCAAACCCUGGGAUACCAAGAAGCUACCCUUGCUCUCAUCUCGGCCCAAAUCCUGUGAAGUCCCCGGCAUAAAUAUCUUCCCAUCCCCAGAGCAGCCCUCCACACCUGCCCACAGUGUGCCCUCAGCCCUCAACACAGGUGGCUCUCUGCCAGAUCUCUCCAGCCUCCAUUUCCCGUCCCCGUUGCCCACGCCCCUGGACCAGGAUGAACCGGGCUACCUGGGAUCCUCCUCCCUCAGCGGAGGCAGCAGCACAGGGAACCUAGCUUCCACCCUCACCCAGCUGGGGAUCAAUGCUGCCACCGGAGCCGGGGCAAACAAUACCUUUCACCACCACCACCACCACGCACCUGGUCUCCUGACAUCUCUACAGGGCACACUCAGUAACCCCUCCCUACAGUCGUCGCUAAGCAACCCCAAUAUCCAGUCAUCGCUAAGCAGCCACUCCUUUCCCAGCUCCCUGAGCUCCAGCUCCCUGCACUCAUCGCUUAGCAACCCCUCCCUGCAGUCUUCGCUUAGCUCCUCCCCUUCCCUGCCAUCAUCCCUCAGCAACCAAUCCCUGCAUUCCUCCCUCAGUAACUCGUCCCUGAGUGGCCAGUCGCUGCAGUCAGCAGCCAGUAGUAACCCCAGCUACAACAGCGGAGUGGGCGGGUCCAGCUCCUGUUCCCCAUCCUAUUCGCCACUGCUCAGUGGCCAAAAUCAGAUGCCACUCAGCACGUCACCACGGAGGCGGGCCCAGCUGUCCUCUGUGGUCCUCCCCAUGGGAGGGGAGUCUCGGAGGCACCACCCCAAGCAGUUCUCCCCCACCAUCUCCUCUACGCUCUCCUCCAUAACACAGGGUGUUCCUCUGGACACCAGCAAGCUUCCUCUGGACCAGAGGCUGCCCCCCUACCCCUUCAGCCAGCCCCACAAGUCUCUUCCCGUCCUACCCAGCUCCCAGCCCGACCAGCAAGCCCACCAGCAGCUGCACCACCUUCAGCAGCCUCGCCCCAAUGCCCAGCAGCAACAGAACCAGGCCCUGCAGAACCUUCACCUGCAGAACCUCCGCAACACCUACAAUCAGCACAUGCAGCAGCACUUUGGCACGCAGAGGACAGCAGCUCUUCAGAUCAGCACGUCUAGUUCGUCCCAAAUAAAGAGAGAGAGCUCUGUGGAUCAGAGCUGCCUGGUUAAGCAGGAACCACUGCUCCAGGCAGACCAGUCUCAGUCUGAGCAGCAGAGACCCAGCACCCUACCCCAGCUCCAGCAGAUCAGCCACAGCCUGGCCACAGACCUGGGACUCUACAACGACUCCCUGUUCAACUCCCUUUUGGAUGACCCCUAUCUGAGUCUCCAGCUCACAGGCAGACCCAACCAGCAGUUCCCCAUCGAGAACCAGGGUGACGGUCUGGCUCUGAACCAUGGUGGUUUGGGCUGCGGCAGCACUGCUGACAAGAACCAGUAUCAGUGUCACCAAGGCUCUCUAGAGCUCCAAGACUCUGCAGAACGACAGCUCCUAAACAACCAGAACCAGAAUUAUGGCGGGGGAGAGGGACACCACACUGUGCCCAAUAUUAUCCUCACUGGUGACUCACCCCCUGGUCUUUCCAAGGAGAUAGCCAGUGCAUUGUCCCAUGUCCCUGGCUUUGAAAUGGACCCCUUCUCUUUGGAUGACCCCCUCAGGAUGGACCCCCUGGCCCUGGACAUGCUGGAUGGCGAGCUGAUGCUGGCUGACCCUGCAGUGGAGGAUUCGUUCCGUUCUGACCGGCUCAAGUGAACCACCCCCCCCCCCCUUCCAGGAGUGUGGGUGGUGUCAGAGAGAGGGACCGGCAGAGAGAGAGAGCACUGCCCAAGCGAGGGUGGAGAGAGCUGUGGUCGGUGCUGCUUCACUAACCCCUCUCCUCUCCCAUGGAGGCUGUCCUGCUAGAGGGUCAGCAGGCUGAGGUUUGGAUCGAGUUUGAAAGAUGCUAAAGAGGAAUUCACAUGGUUCCCUAUGGAGAUGAGGAAGGCUUGGAGAGAGUUGGACAGUGGUGUGUGUGGGGGACGGCGUUAACUGGAGGGGGAGGAGUUUGCAUCAAAGGCACUUAACUAACAAUGCUCUUGCAAUGCUUGAAGUCAAAGAUGGGCAAGAUGUUUUUUUUGUUUUGUUUUUUUUUGUUUUAGUCGUUUGGCAUUGUACGAGUCUUACCUGCAUGUUAACAAAAAAUGCACUUAGGAUGAUGCAACCAUGCAGGAAUCGUGCAUGUGAUGUCAGCUUUAUGUAAGGAAACCAUCAGCAAAGUCAGCAGCACUCAGAAGGUCCUGUCUCGAAAGCAAUCAUGCAUCCAAUAAGCCAGGAACCUUCUCCUCGCUUCAACACUGUGGUUUCUCUGGGCUUUUCCAUUUCAUCCGAUCACCAUAUUCAACGCCACGCUACAAAGACAGCAUUUCAGAUUGUUUCAGCCGGGCGGGAAAUUACCACCAGCCGAACUCUGGUUAACCUUGUUUGUGGCCCUGUUCAGUCUGAAUAGCCUCGUCAGUUGUUUCAAACAUGAAAAGAUGCCGGUGAAUUUUGAGAAACACCAGCGACUGUAAUAGCUGAGAAACCGAUGAAUCUUUCAUGCCUCCGCAGUCACCUCUGGCUGGUAAACAUGUUGAAUAUGUGUUUCUAUAAGAUUUAAUUCAGGGCCAAGAAUGUGGAGCUGUCUGUUGCAGAAAUCUACUCAAGGCUAGCAGCUAUGUAGGAGCAAUGUUAACCUGUUCCUCUUUCUGGGCAGGGAUGAAGCCCUCUCUGGAGGAUACAAAUGGGGAGUGUUUUUGGUGGGUGUUGCUAAGAAAAAGAGCAGCCGUUUUGUGUCUGUGUAUGUAGUAAAUCCUCGACAAGUUUUAGAAGGCUUUUCUUAACCUUCGGACGGAUGAACGCCACUUCAAGCAGCUUCAAAUCUUAAAAAAAAAAACCUCAUCCGUUAACAUCGUAGACUUUAACCGUCAAUUAACCACCACUAGCAGAAUGUCUGUGCUCACACUUGUCUGGUAGUCAGCUGUAUGUACACAGCAGCAUGUAGCAUGCUGUUUCAGUGGGAUUUGUGUUUAAGCUGAAGCCAUGGGUCUUGUUGCUCUCUACCUAGCGUGCCUGUUAUACUGCGUAGCUUCAUCUAGAUCCUACCCACUUCUCCUUUUACACAUUCCCUUUAGAGCCAAUGACAGGGAACAGUGUAUGUAAAGACUGCAUUGACAGCUAUUUGGAUGCUAAACAAGCCUUUGCUGGCAGUCCCAUGGAUUGCUGGUUCGUCAAACAGAAAUGAUAAAUUUCACUUCUCAACUGAAUGUGUUUCAGACUCGAGGGCUUUCACACUGACAAGGCCAGAAAGCAGGGUUUCCUACACAGGUCUCGAAAAAGAAAAACCUGACACCCACAUAGACCCACUAUAUUUUCACUUGUAGUUAUAUUUGGUUAUCAUGUAGAAGGUCAUUCAGUCAUAGACUGAUAAAGUUUAGUUGACAGUCGUGCUGUGAUAUUAGUUGUCGAGUGAAAUUAUUUUCAGCUAAAGACUUAUAUAGUUGACAUUCAUGGUGGACAGCCACCAUCAGUACACAACAUGCUAAAACAUUGAUCCAAAUGUUCUGAUCCAGGUCAGAAGUUGUUCCGAGGAGUGAUGCAGUUUUGAAAUGGACAACAUGUAGGAGCCCUGUGAAUGCCUAUGCAGGUCUCUCUGUGAUACUGUUCGAAGUAUGAAGGCUACAAUCCCCUGGUCUCUAAGCUUUACUACCCCAUCAGUUCUAUGAGGGGAACUUUCACCAGAUUAGAUGUUCUAAGCUUAUCCUGCAAAAGUAGAUAUUUCUCUAAAUUAUUCCCUUGUCCUUUUUCAGUUAAAUAUGUUUCGAGUUAAAUUUUCUCAAGAUGAAGGAAAUGGCUACUCUGUUACAUGACCAACCCUUCAAGGUCUAAGGACAGUCACUCCGUUAAAAAUAGAAAAUUGAUUAGAAGAAAACAAACGUAUAGCCGUUUCAUGAAAGAAAAGAAGACAGCUAUUCAUACAAUAUUUUAAACCCUUCUCAGGUAAUGAAUUGAUGUCUUUUCUUUGAUCUUGAGGUCAAAGCUAAAAAACAAAAACCCCUCAAAUUUCACUCAAACCUUUAAAAGAAAAUGUGUUAUUUCCAAGAAUAACGGUCUAAAAGUCAUUUUUGGGUGGAAUUCCUUUAACCCCUGUCACUGUGAUUGACACCCCCUUACCCCGUCCACUUGCCUGCACCUGCUGCACUUGUCUUGCCACAGUAAAAGGCCAGAAUAUAGCAAAAUAUUUUUAUGUAAAAAAAAAAAAACAAAAAAAAAACAACAAAAAAACUAAAGAUAUUAUUAUAAAGACUUUAUUUUUUAACCCAAUGGUGGUCUAAAUGUAUAUGUAUAUACAGUAAUAAUGCAAAAAAUGUAUCUUGAAAAACAUAUUUAAAAAAAAAAAACAUGAGUUUUUGCAGCGUCCGAGACCAGUUGCAUGGGGUUUGGAAGAAGUAAGCGUGUUUGAAGAGGUUUUUUGAACAACGUAGCGUUUAACAUUUACGAUGGGAAACAUUCUCUUGCAUGUACCUUUAACCUAAAGCUUUGACCUUGUUCAGGAGCAUCUAGAAUGGGAUUCCUCACAGUAGACUGUUUGGGAAAAUACUGCCAAGACAACUCUCGUCUUAGAUCAAUAAACGACGUCCUCCCCAAGCUCACUGCUUCAGCAGUUCUCCAGCAGGGAUGGAGGUUGCUUAGUAAAUUAGUCUGCCAGCAGGUAGCCAGCCAUUUCUUUGGUGGUCUUGUUCUUUUCUAAACAUCUAGUGGGCUGGUAACACAGUGGAGGUGUCUGCUGAAAUCACUGCGUCCCCAGACACCGUGUCCUAUGGACAGAUUAGGUUUCUGACUUCCCUUCCUCUAUAGCUAAACUGGCUAAAAAGCAAAGAAGACUGGUGGAACAUUUGUUAUCCUACAGAGUUGUAAGCAACUGUAGAAAACAUGGAGAAACACUCAAAAUAAUGUCCUGGUAGAAUCUGAAUAGCUCUGAGAAUAAUUCAUGGAUGCAGUCUAAUGUUCAAAACAAUGAACCAGCAAUUUGGUUCACUGUGGAGUUUUAAAAUGGAAUAACAAUAUAGGCGCCAUAUUGUGAUUAUAGAAAUGAAGGUAGAGUAGUGGAUAAACCUCCCAUUUCCCCCGCAUGACGUCUUGUCCACACAAAAAAGUGUAGGUGCCACGGCAAGGAUACACACCGGGAUGAAACUCUGCUGUUACAGCCGAUAAAUUAUAGCUGAUAUCCAUAAUAGAUGAUAAUAUAGCCAGAUGAGAAGUCAUUUUGCAGAGCUUAGUUAUACCAUGUCAUCAUAGGGUAUGUAGCUUUAAAUUAAAUCUAGCCACUAGCUAAAUAUUGAAUCACUGGCAGUCUUAGUUCCCAGUCAGCAACUAUUUAAAGUCCAUUUUUUUCUGGUGGGGAAGUAAAAGUGCUUGGUUAAGUUCAAUAUCCAUAAAGGGCAGUUUUCUUUAAUAACGAGAUUUAAAAAUAAUAGGUCAAUGUAAAGUAAAACAGACAGGAUAUAUUUAGGUCUAUCAGGUUUGGUUGUUUUACCUUAAGUCAAACUUGUUGUUUUUGUUUUCAGUAGAGUAAGGCUGGGUUUCCCAACAGCAUCUCAUGGCUAAUUUAAAGAGAAGAGCUCAAAGAUAAACUUUGAAAAACAACUAAUUUUAGCAAAUGAAUUCUUUGUACCAUCAGUGUGUUGACAAUAACUAAUGAUUUGAUUAUUUAUUCAUACUAGUGAAAAGUGUAAAAAUGAAUUCAUGAUUGAAGAGACUUGUGGGAAACUGGGUGGUCUGUGUUCUACAAGGCACUUCCAACAGGCGGUGGGUGACACAUGACAGAUAUAUGGUCUCAGAGAUGAGCUCAAACCUGAGGUCAGUAAGUCAAACUGUGCAGUGCCGCCCCCUGUAGGUUAAACCAACGUCCCAGUUGUUAACUGGUCAGCAAGGUGUGAAAAUGCAAGAAAUGAACUUGCAGAUGUGAUCAGUUUGUAUGGGAAAUGUUGUUAGCUUGUCCCAAAACAUAAUAAUAGACAUUCCAUAUAGUUGUAGAUCUACUGUCAUCUCAAAUGAUAUGAUAUUUGCCAUUAGGACAGAUAAUGCACAGUUGUUGGGUGAUGUGGUCUUGCUGGCAGUCCUGUUGCCCUGCCCUGUCAAUACACAUCCCAUUGAUACCUAUAGAGACUGUGCUUUUAACAAUAUGCCUGGCCAAAAGUCACUGCUAAUGAUAAAGUAAGUGCUUUAUGGCAUGCAGUGCACUGUUGCUGGGUCUGUUCAGUUUGCAUGUGCAUUUUAAAUAUAGAUCAAUGAGUAAUGAAUUAAUAUAAAUAUAGCCACAGCAUGUGGCUGUUUGCCAAGUUACUGAGAACUAGGUUGAAAAUCAACAGCAGUCUAUUAAAAUGUUGAUUUUGGACUCUGGUAGGCCACGUACACAGGGCAUUCACUAUAAUUUCUAAGUCUUGUCCUAUUCUGAACACCUAGCCUGCCAGUAAAAGUGAAAGUGGUUUUUGACAUGGAUAUCCCAUCACUGUGACCAUUAUAAACAGGCUUGUUUUCCUUGCUCAUUGUGGACAGAAGUGGGAAUUGGUAUAAUAUACUUUUGAGUUACUUCAGCCCUUUGUUCUCCUAUUUGUUAACCUGUUUGUUUUUCUUUACAUGCUGUACUGGCCUUCAUUCCCAGGCAAAACUUUGAAAAUUAAAUUCUCCACUGGUAAUGAAAUUUUAACCGGGAAGUUGAAACGUUAGAAUAGUGCGUGACAGAGAUGGGAUGUGUUAAAUGGAAGUUGUACCGUGUGAUCCAGUAGCAGGUAAAGGGUGUCUGUAUGAAGAAGGUGUGUGAGGGUCAGCGCUGGUCGCCGACCAGUGAGUGGAGAGAUUAAAGAUGAUAUUUUCUGACACCUGAUGGAAGGACAGAUUUUGGAGAACGAACACAGAAUAGUUGAUCAGGUCGUGUUUAUCAUCUUGCACUUUGAAUUUGGGUAAUCCAGGAAGUGACUUAGAGGGGAGGGCAGCUCUGAUGGCCGUGUCAGGCCGUGAUGCGUAAAUUGUUACCGUGUUUGUGCUGCUUUCACAGAUAGUGACUAAAACAGUUUCACCCUGAGUGGGACACUACCGUUGGCUAACUAGUUGAAUUCUCAUCAUCCUGAAAUUUAGUCUAUGGCUGUUAACUAAUAGUGUUGCCAGCCACUUUGGCAAGUGACCAGCCAUCAUUUUAUUCAGUAACAAAAAUCUAGUUGCCUUGUAAAACAGUAAAGACAGCUGAUGUGGGGAUUUUGUCAUUCAGUUUCCAUCAUGCCCAAAUCAGCCAGUCACCAAGCUUUGACACAACUUAUUAUUAUUACUUUUUUUUUUAAACGACAGAGUUACUAUGUGAAGUCUUAGACACAGAGCAGUGUGUUACUGAUGGAAGAUUUCUUAGUGUCAUUUAAAACAGACAAGCAUCUCCUUCAAAACUAUGCAUAUGGGACAAUAUUUUAUUUGACAGGGACUAAAGAUCGGAUGUAGAGGAUAUGUCAAAAUAUUAGAAACAACGGAGGGAUUGAUAAUUAACCAGUUCAUCUCCAAGACCCCCUUUUUAUCUCUCGGGGAAUAUCAGAAGAUUACCUUGUUUGUCAUUAGCGUUCAAAGGUGUUAUGAUUCCAUCAAACAAAGACUCAAGUGACCUAAUAUAAAUCUAUAAAUUAUUAUGUCCUACCAUGUAUUGCCAAUAAUGGUCUGUUGUUUUUGUUUUUGUUUUUUCAACGAGUUGAUGUGUUGUUUUGAUACCAUUAUGAUUACCAGCAAAAAUUACUCGUCCACCUUUCAUCAUAACUACCAUGCAUAGCAUUUCUAACUUUUUUCUGUCUCUUGACAAUCUGUCAUGAAUGUUUAAUCUCGCACGCGCGCGCGCGUGUCAGCCAUGUGAGCCUCUGCUCUCCAUCUAAGUCUUGUUAUGCAAUAAAACUGCGAGUACCCUGCGCUCAGCUAGCACGCUGCAGUUACAACGUCCUGCCAGUAGGAGCUGCUGUUGACCAGCGAAGUAAUGCGUGAAUUUAGGGAUCAUUUAUUGCCAUAUUUUUAUCUAUAUCUGUGUGUGUAUAUAUAUAUGUGUGUGUAUAUAUAUGUAUAUACAUAUGUAUAUACAUAUAUAUAUAUAAAACAUUUGCUGUCCUAUUAAUGUUAUUGUUACCGUUUUGCAAUGUAGUUCUUGCCUCACGUUUAGGGUUCAAGAAAAUAAAUUAACGUUUGCUUUUUAUCUGAGAAAUGAGUUGACAUUGUUAUAAAAUUUUUAUUUGAAACUUGUAAUAACCAGGGAAUCGUUUUUUUCUGUUGUAAAUAAUGUUCUUCAACCAUAGGUGCUCCUUAAACCUAACGUGGAAGAUUUUUAAGACUGUACCGUAACAUUAUUUUACAAAAUAUAAAAUGAAA
This is a messenger RNA of Lampris incognitus (smalleye Pacific opah), 9196 nucleotides long. Its product is annotated as CREB-regulated transcription coactivator 2. Gene Ontology annotation, biological process: protein homotetramerization; positive regulation of transcription by RNA polymerase II. The record is from RefSeq and is a predicted model, not a curated record. The transcript has 16 exons. Gene Ontology annotation, molecular function: cAMP response element binding protein binding. Lineage: Eukaryota; Metazoa; Chordata; Actinopteri; Lampriformes; Lampridae. Gene Ontology annotation, cellular component: nucleus; cytoplasm. Bases 41 to 2542 code for a protein of 833 amino acids.